Messenger RNA from Leptonychotes weddellii (Weddell seal), 1698 nucleotides. RefSeq names its product CKLF like MARVEL transmembrane domain containing 7 (gene CMTM7). Lineage: Eukaryota; Metazoa; Chordata; Mammalia; Carnivora; Phocidae. Gene Ontology annotation, cellular component: membrane. The record is from RefSeq and is a predicted model, not a curated record.
CGCACCACGUGCAGCAGCGGCGGCGGACCGGGGGCCGGCGCGGGGCAGCCGGGCGCGAGGCCCUCGGAGGGGCUGCUGGACCCCGUCUACCCCCGCACAUACUCGGCCCUGCUGAAAGUGGCGCAGAUGGUCACGCUGCUGAUCGCCUUCAUCUGCGUGAGGAGUUCUGUGUGGGUCAGCUACAGCGCCUACAGCUACUUUGAAGUGGUCACCAUUUGCAACUUGAUAAUGAUCCUCGCCUUUUAUCUGGUGCACCUCUUCCGCCUCUACCGCUUGCUCACCUGCAUCAGCUGGCCGCUGUCGGAACUUCUGCACUAUUUAAUCGGUACCCUGCUCCUCCUAAUCGCCUCCAUUGUGGCAGCCUCCAAGAGUUACAGCCAGAGCGGACUGGUAGCUGGAGCGAUCUUCGGUUUCGUGGCCACCUUCCUCUGCCUGGCGAGCAUCUGGAUGUCCUACAAGAUCUCGUGUGUGACCCAGUCAGGAGAUGCAGCUGUGUGAUGCCAGCCCAGGCCCGGCCCCGUGGGAGGCCCUGCGCACAGGAGGGUCAGUGGGCCAGCCCCCACGAAGGGCUUCUGACCCCAUGAUCUUGUGCCAAAGCCCCGUCCACGCGGGUGGGCACAGGAGGGGGACUUCGGCGUCCUCCAGGGCUCCUGAGCCGCGCAGAGCCUCUCUUUCCAGUCGUCCUUGGAGAAUAGUCCUCCCCGCCCGGGAAAGAAAACCAGCCUCCAGGGAAAUCUGGUCUCUCCCUCCUGCUUUGAGAACCACCUGCCUCAGGGACUGAUGACCCCACUUAACCCACGAGGGAGGGGUUUCUGAAAACUCCUGCCUAACUCUGCUUCUACUUCACAUUCCUCAGGGGAGUGAAGCCGCCUUAAGUCCUCUUAGAGAAACCAAGCCAUCUCCUAAUUUAUCCAGCUUGGAAAGCCUCUCUCUGGAGAGAGCCUCUUCCUUAAGUGAGGCGUGUCUGCAGAAGCACUCUGUGGUCAGCCUGUCCCCAGAGAGGAGAUCCCGGCUCCUUUCAGGCUUCAGCCUUAAUUCCCAUUGUGUGUGUGUCUGUGUGUUUGUGUGUGUGUUGUAUGUGUGUGUCGGUGUGUGGGCGUGUGUGUGUUUUGUAAUAAAAUAUUGACUUGGCCAAUUGCACAAGGAUUUCUUAUUAACUGAGGCUGUCGACCAGGAGUAAAGUGAUGGGGCCCACAAAGCUCGUGGGGAUGCCUGGGGGCCCACUCCUGCAUGUGCACACCAGCCCCUCCCCGGAGCUGAGAACACCGAAGGAUGCAGAAGAUACGGGCCGCUCAAGAUUUGCAUAUUUUCAGAGUAAAUCGGUGGUGAAGGGUGGCCAAUACCGUUCACACAGGACAGAAAGCAGUACUCAAGAGCGACACAGGCAGCCCUAAAAAAAAGGGGGUAGAAAAUUCUGGUACCUACUACAACACAGAUGAAGCUCGAAGACAUGACGCUGAGUGAAAUAAGCCGGACACCCCAGGACAAGCCCUGUCUGAUUCCAUUUGCAGGAGGUUACUAGAGAAGUUACAAUUCAGAGACAGAAAGUCGAAGGGUGGUGGCCGGGGCCUGGGGCAGGGGACUGGGGCGUUUGUGUGUCCACUUGGGAAGAUGGAGAUGUUCUGGAGAUGGAUGGCGGUGGCUGCCCAACAACAUGAAUAAUACCACUGCACGGCGCACCUAAAAAUUGUUAGAUUG